AUGGCAUCGAAUAACGAAGCGUCAAGUUCUCCGACCAACGAGACCGACAAUCGUACAUCUACCAACUCUCUGAGCGCGGAGUCAUCUGCCCCUGCAGAACUAUCUGCUGUCGUUGAUGAGCUGCUGAACACAUUAUCAAAUAAGUUUGCGGGCGUGUCGAGCGAGAUAUUUGCGAAGAUGGACGAAAUGUCGAGACGGCUAGAUAAUUUGGAGACCCAACUGCAGAGUGGUGGGCAGAACGAUGGGAGGAGUAGCCCGACAAAGCCACAAUGA
Messenger RNA from Mollisia scopiformis, 273 nucleotides. RefSeq lists its product as uncharacterized. NCBI's taxonomy places the organism in Eukaryota, Fungi, Ascomycota, Leotiomycetes, Helotiales, Mollisiaceae. Gene Ontology annotation, molecular function: transcription corepressor activity. The transcript is spliced from 3 exons. The coding region runs from base 1 to 273 and encodes 90 amino acids. Gene Ontology annotation, biological process: cellular heat acclimation. Gene Ontology annotation, cellular component: nucleus; cytosol. The record is from RefSeq and is a predicted model, not a curated record.